AUGGCGGGGCUGGAACAUCAGCCUGUUCAUGUGGUGAUGCAUCAAUUUGUCCAUCCGAUGGUGGCGGAACUGAGCCAUCGUUCUGAUUAUGUUCGUGUGACGGACCAACAUUUUCAUCUUGCACUGAGAUUAACCAGGCAAAACCAGCGAACAAAAAAAUCGGACGACGCCCUAGCUCCCUCCGCCCGCGGGUCGCCCGCUCCCUCGCGCCCCUGUUGCUCCCUCCUCGAUCCCGAUCUGGAUCGAGGGGACGAGGAGCUCCUGCCUCCCCGACGGCCGACCUCCUCCUCGCCCCGCCGCUGCGUCCGGCGCCGCCACGGCCUCUGGAGCCAGGGAAGCCAUGGCCUGAGCUCGGCCUCGAGGUCCCCGCCGCCGUCUCCUGCAGCUUCUGCCCCGCCGCCUCACCGCCCGAGCUCGCCGUCGCACCAACCUCGGCGCCGCGCCGCCGCCGGCUCUGGUCGCCUCCACCUCCGCGCCAUGAGGAACCCGCCACACGCGUCAAGGCGAGGCGCCUCCUGGGCUCCGUCCGUUUCCAGAGCGAGCGCCCGCGAAUACCUAGCUAGCCGCCGCCGUCGUGACCGUUCCAGCCACCGCCAAGGCCACACUUCCUCUUCCACCUCCGCGUACUCCUGGUUGCAGCCCCAGCUCUUCACGGGCAGGGAUCUGCGGCUCGCCGGCGUGGCCCGUGGCAGGGGAGAGAAGGGGGGCAUGAUCGGCGGGGCAGAGUUCUUUCGGAAGGACAGCGUGGUGGGCAACAUGGACGGAUACCUCAACUACCUGUCCCUCGAGUAUGACUUCGUCUCGGACACCAAUCCUGCUUGGGUAUCUUCAUUUUGGAAGCAGGAAUCCUUUCCUCAUAAGAUGGAUGAGCUGUAGGAUUUGAUUCUGUUCAGCUUGAAUUAGUUUUUCAUCAUCAUGUUCUUUGUAUUAGGAAUUCAUGCCUUCCAGCUCUAAUUUUUUCGCAUUGUUGGUGUAUGCUGGGAGUCACAUUAUUAUGCUGCUAGCAAACAGUAGGAUUGGAAGUCUUACUCUGUAGGUUAGUAAUAUCUUUUCCACUAUACCGAGGUUCAGCAAUUUAAUUCGUAUUAAGGUCA
Triticum aestivum (bread wheat) is the source of this 1094-nucleotide messenger RNA. Its product is annotated as serine/arginine repetitive matrix protein 1. The transcript has 4 exons. Bases 1 to 876 code for a protein of 291 amino acids. The record is from RefSeq and is a predicted model, not a curated record. Gene Ontology annotation, cellular component: chloroplast. Lineage: Eukaryota; Viridiplantae; Streptophyta; Magnoliopsida; Poales; Poaceae.